AUGAACAAAAUUACUCACAUAACGCAACCAUGCAAUGCGCCAACAAAAAAAAUCCAAAUGUUGCAUUUCACGCUGUAUGUGUAUUCAACUAUUGAUCCUGUUGACUCUUCUAUCGCAUUGGCAGCCCUGGUCAUCCCCAUUGUUGUCAUUAUACUUGGCAUAAGUCUACAACAAAGUACUUUCCCUCUCUCAUUCAUCGCUUUGUAUUCCCUAGAUACGAUAAACUCAAAACCAUGUGCAGUUUCAUACAGUGAUACUUUCGCGUAUCUUGUAGUGCCAACAACAGCUAUUUAUCUUUCAGCGCGCCAUCAAUUGUAA
This is a messenger RNA of Adineta ricciae, 318 nucleotides long. The record is from the annotation of a GenBank genome assembly. Lineage: Eukaryota; Metazoa; Rotifera; Eurotatoria; Adinetida; Adinetidae.